GCUGCUUUUCUGUGUAUAGUCGACAUCUUGAUUUUCGGCACAAUUGCAAAAAUUUGUAAGUAACUGUGCAAACAAUUCGGGGCGUACGCAAAAGGCGUUGCUGUUGUUAUCAUUCAGUUGCUUGCCUAAAAGAUAAGCUACAGCGCAAUGAGUGCACAACCUAGCCCCUGCAUUAACCCUCAGCAGCAGCAGCAAACUGAGCAAGAGAAGGUUUAUCAAUGGAUCAAUGAACUGGCAAAUCCGGACACCCGUGAAACCGCAUUGCUCGAGCUGAGCAAGAAGCGCGAAACCGAUUUGGCGCCCAUGCUGUGGAACAGCUUUGGAACCGCAUGUGCUUUGCUUCAGGAGAUUGUCAGCAUAUAUCCGUCGAUUAUGCCUCCUACCUUGACGGCUCAUCAAUCGAAUCGCGUAUGCAAUGCAUUGGCGCUGUUGCAGUGCGUAGCUUCACAUCCGGAAACGCGCACAGCCUUUUUACAAGCUCAAAUACCGUUAUACUUAUACCCAUUUCUAUCAACUACCUCAAAGGCACGCUCCUUUGAAUACUUACGCCUGACCAGCUUGGGUGUGAUUGGCGCUUUGGUUAAAACUGAUGAGCAGGAGGUGAUCACUUUCUUACUUACUACUGAAAUUGUGCCAUUGUGCCUGAGCAUCAUGGACAGUGGCUCCGAUUUAAGCAAGACUGUAGCUACAUUUAUCAUACAAAAGAUAUUGCUCGAUGAAUCCGGACUAUCGUACAUUUGUCAAACUUAUGAACGCUUCUCACAUGUUGCCAUUACUUUGGGGAAAAUGGUUAUUCAUUUGGCUAAGGAACCAGAUGCUCGCCUACUAAAGCAUGUGGUGCGUUGCUAUCUGCGCCUUUCCGAUAAUACACGUGCUCGCAAAGCUCUUGGUCAGUGCUUGCCGGAUCAGUUGCGUGAUGGCACCUUUUCUUUGUGCCUUCAGGAUGACAAAUCUACGAAGUUAUGGUUGCAGAUGCUCAUAAAGAAUUUAGAUAUCGGCGCUACUCAACAACAGGCCGAUCCACGCCAGAUUGGCAUGUCCCCAUUAGGCUCGUAAGCGCGCCCAUAAAGUCGCCCCCGUUAAUAUACUCCCAACACAGUUCUCUCUUGAACCAAUCGCUCGCUCUAUUGCUAAAAAUGCACAGAACAAACAAAACACACACAACAUUACUAACAACAAACAAACUGAUUAUUUAAAUAGGAACGUGCAUACCAUAAAUAGAGCUUUACUUAAUAUGUAAGGCCGCAUUGCCGAACACGCAAUUAUCAUUAUGAAUAAGUGCUAUACUACACUUCUAUACAUAUAAAAUAACAUGUGAAUAACACUAGUAUUAAGAUUUGUUGAAUUGUUCGUAUGCCAAAGCUAAAACACCACACAUGUGUGUAAUCUUGAUGCUGCCUUCACGAUUUUGGAUGCGAAACUUGAAUUACACUGUACGAAAAUCGAGAAACUAA
This is a messenger RNA of Scaptodrosophila lebanonensis, 1454 nucleotides long. RefSeq names its product CCR4-NOT transcription complex subunit 9 (gene Rcd-1). NCBI's taxonomy places the organism in Eukaryota, Metazoa, Arthropoda, Insecta, Diptera, Drosophilidae. The transcript has 6 exons. Bases 148 to 1056 code for a protein of 302 amino acids. The record is from RefSeq and is a predicted model, not a curated record. Gene Ontology annotation, cellular component: CCR4-NOT complex; P-body; CCR4-NOT core complex. Gene Ontology annotation, biological process: mRNA catabolic process; negative regulation of translation.